AUGCCCAACUCAAAAACUCUCAUUAAAAAGAAGAGCACAAGGGAGGAAACGAUUCAAAAAGUAGAUCCAAACGAGUUGGCAGGAUUCUAUUGUAGUGUUUGUGAUCGAAGCUUUAAAGAUUCUGCUAGCUAUGUUGACCAUUGUAAUUCAAAGCCUCACUUGUCUAGAUUAGGAAUGACUAAUAGAGCUGUUAAAGCAUCUGCAGAUGACGUGAAAAGAAAACUGCAAGAAAUUAUUGAUGCCAAAAAGUAUGAGCAAGGAAGAUCUCCUCAUUCUGUAUCAUCGCUGACAGCUUUGGCAUUGAGCCGGCUUAAAAGCUCCAAGAAUAAUGGAACCGAUGAGGUAAACAAAAAGUAG
This is a messenger RNA of Naegleria lovaniensis, 357 nucleotides long. RefSeq lists its product as uncharacterized. Gene Ontology annotation, cellular component: spliceosomal complex; U4/U6 x U5 tri-snRNP complex. The transcript has a single exon. Lineage: Eukaryota; Heterolobosea; Eutetramitea; Acrasida; Naegleriidae. Gene Ontology annotation, biological process: mRNA splicing, via spliceosome. The coding region runs from base 1 to 357 and encodes 118 amino acids. Gene Ontology annotation, molecular function: nucleic acid binding; zinc ion binding. The record is from RefSeq and is a predicted model, not a curated record.